Chilo suppressalis (striped riceborer) is the source of this 1772-nucleotide messenger RNA. Lineage: Eukaryota; Metazoa; Arthropoda; Insecta; Lepidoptera; Crambidae. The record is from the annotation of a GenBank genome assembly.
AUGAUAAUCACUCUCAAUUCGAUCUUAUUGCUGGUUGGCGAGGAAACCGCUGCCGCCAGCCUGGUGAGCAUCACAGCCACAGCCAGCAAGGCCAAGGUUGAAAGAGGAAGGGCUGAGGUACGGGUGCGGGCGCGGGGUACCGCGGGCUUAACGUUCCGCGCGCUCCCGCAGAGACCAUUCUGCACCUCGCAGUCGACUCUGACGGUUGUACAAGCGCUAGUUUUUAAUAGAAAUACCAAAUUUGUGAAAAUGGGAGGCUGUGCAACGAAAGAAAACAAGGAAAAUAAACCGGCUGAGGAUGCCGACGGAUAUACGACUAUUGAAGUUUUAAAUAGAAAUGUGGUCGUUUGUGGUGGCGCUGUUCUUGCAUAUUACCUCAUCCGGAGAAAAGCCGCAGCAAUGGUGGACGCCGCAACCCUUGAGAAAUUGGAGGCUGGUUUCAGCAAACUCCAGGCCUCUGACUCUAAGUCGCUGCUGAAGAAGUACCUUACCAGGGAGGUAUUUGAUGCUCUUAAGAACAAGAAGACCUCCUUUAACUCAACACUCCUAGACUGCAUUCAAUCAGGUGUUGAGAACUUGGACUCUGGUGUUGGAAUCUACGCCCCUGAUGCUGAGGCGUAUGUGGUCUUCGCUGACUUAUUCGACCCCAUCAUCGAGGACUACCACAAUGGUUUCAAGAAGACUGACAAGCAUCCACCCAAGAACUGGGGUGACGUAGAAACCCUCGGAAACCUUGACCCUGCUGGCGAGUUCGUAGUCUCCACACGCGUCCGUUGUGGCCGCUCCAUGGAGGGAUACCCCUUCAACCCCUGCCUCACAGAGGCCCAGUACAAAGAGAUGGAAGAUAAAGUGUCAACCACCCUGUCCGGCCUCGAGGGCGAACUGAAGGGCACAUUCUACCCACUCACCGGCAUGUCCAAGGAGACCCAACAGCAACUGAUCGAUGACCACUUCCUGUUUAAGGAGGGUGACCGCUUCCUGCAGGCCGCCAACGCUUGCCGCUUCUGGCCCACCGGCCGCGGCAUCUACCACAACGAGAACAAGACGUUCCUGGUGUGGUGCAAUGAGGAGGACCACUUGCGUCUGAUCUCCAUGCAGAUGGGCGGCGACUUGAAGCAGGUGUACAAGAGGUUGGUGACCGCCGUCAACGACAUCGAGAAGAGGAUUCCCUUCUCCCACAAUGAUCGGCUUGGGUUCUUGACCUUCUGCCCCACCAACUUGGGCACGACGGUGCGUGCUUCAGUGCACAUCAAGCUGCCGAAGCUGGCCGCCGACAAGGCUAAGCUGGAGGAAGUCGCUUCCAAGUACCACUUGCAGGUGCGUGGCACCCGCGGCGAGCAUACGGAGGCCGAGGGCGGAGUCUACGAUAUCUCCAACAAGAGGCGCAUGGGCCUCACCGAGUACGACGCCGUCAAGGAAAUGUACGAGGGCAUCGCUGAACUGAUCAAAAUUGAGAAGUCCCUGUAAGAAGAUUGUCGAUCUCGCGAUAUCAGUAUUUUUUUGUAUUAUUUAUCGUUUCAUGUAAGUAUCGGAUGUGAGGGGUCGACGGGCGAGACUAGUCAGCGGCGUCGCUCACGGCCCGUCCGGGCGCGCAGGCGGCCCUAUAUACUGUUUUCGUAAAAGUAUUUUCUAUAAGGAAAUGGAAAAUAAAGACAGCUAGCAUUAAGACCAAAUGAACUCUUUUAUUUGAUGGUACCUUCAUUCCUCUGUCGUGUAUUCCCUGUAGUGCCAGUGGAGCAGUCCCAUGAUGGGACUAGUGGUAUUUUUUCCCA